This is a messenger RNA of Andrographis paniculata, 2843 nucleotides long. RefSeq names its product CRM-domain containing factor CFM3, chloroplastic/mitochondrial. Bases 175 to 2598 code for a protein of 807 amino acids. The record is from RefSeq and is a predicted model, not a curated record. The transcript is spliced from 8 exons. Lineage: Eukaryota; Viridiplantae; Streptophyta; Magnoliopsida; Lamiales; Acanthaceae. Gene Ontology annotation, biological process: RNA splicing, via transesterification reactions. Gene Ontology annotation, molecular function: mRNA binding.
CCGUGCAUAUAGCUCGACGGCGCCGCGCCGGAGCCGGUGGCAGAAUCCCAGCAGGUGAGGAUUCCGGUGGUUAGCGCCGACGCGAAUUGUUCGCCUUGAUGGAGAAAUAUCAGUUUCUGUAAAAUCGGUUCUCUGUUUUUAGCUGAGGGAUUACAAUUGUAAGCCCUAACUACCAUGGCCUUUUCGCCGGUGCCUUUGAAUUUGCAAUCCCAUCCAUCUACUUCCGCUUCCCAAUUUCUAUAUUUCGUUACCUUCCACCCCAAAUCUCGUUCAGUUGAUAUCUGUGGAGGUCGGAAACUGAAAAUUUGUUGCUAUCAGAGAACCGUUCAGAUUGAGGAUGAAACGAAUCAGAGGAAGAAUAUGGUGAAGAAGAAGAGAAAACCCAGACCUAGUUUUCUUGAGCAAAUUCAGGACAAAUGGUCACUGAAAUCACCUUCGCUGAGGGAAAAUUUCCCUUGGGAAGUAACGCAAAGUGAUGGUAAAACAAAUCUUGAAUUUAAACCAGAUAGGGCAGAGUUUGUGGGGAGAGAUCAAACCACCAUUAAUGAGCUUCAUGAGCAGCGGAACAAGGAGGAAGCUUUUGUUAGUGAUAGCGUAGGCAUCCAUGAGUUGGUGAAGGAGGCAAUCUUAGAAGAGAAUAACGACAAGAUAUCUCGUGAAAAAUCCCCAGAAAUACAGUUUGGAUUGGGAGAGAAUGAUGGGAUUGGGAGUGAAGAGGCGUGUGAAGAUGCUACCUCUGUGGAGAGCUCUUCAGUGGGCAAUGGAAGUGUGAUCAGCAACAAGAAUUAUGCAGAUAGAAAUGAGGCAAUGAGAAUGCCAUGGGAGAGUGCAAAAGAUGAGGAAUUUGGAAGACAGAAGCCAAGUAAUCUCAACACAAGACUGGCGGAGCUAUUGAUCCCCGAGCCGGAGUUGAAGAGCCUCCGGAGUGAGUCUCUGAGGAUGGUGGAGCGAAUCAAAGUCGGAGCAGCCGGGGUGACACAGGCAUUAGUGGAUACUAUCCAUAAGAAAUGGAAGGAUAACAGAGUGGUAAAGUUAAAAUUCGAAGGCCCCCCUUCGAUGAACAUGAAGAGAACACAUAAAAUUCUUGAGGAUAGAACCGGAGGUUUGGUGAUAUGGAGAUCCGGGGGUUUGGUGGUGUUAUACAGGGGGAUAUCAUACAAGCUCGACUGUGUAAAAUCAUAUACACAGCACAGUGCUGUAGGCUUAGGAUCUUCAAACGCUUCAAGAUUGCAUAAUCCAACCAAGCUUCGUGACAGUUUACCGGAUGAAGAACAAAUUGAUAUUAGCGAGGUUAACGGUAUCUUAGAUGAGCUUGGUCCCAGGUUCAGAGAUUGGUCGGGUCCCAAACCAGUUCCGGUUGAUGCAGACUUACUGCCUGCUGUUGUUCCUGGAUACAAAACUCCAUUUAGACUUCUUCCUUAUGGGACUAGACAUGCCUUGCGAGACAGUGAAAUGACUCUUUUACGAAGAACAGCAAGAAAAAUGCCUCCACAUUUUGCCCUUGGACGAAGCAGAGAACUGCAGGGUCUGGCUAGCGCCAUCGUGAAGUUGUGGGAAAAGAGUGCCAUUGCUAAAAUAGCGAUCAAGCGUGGUGUUCAAAAUACUUCCAAUGAAAGGAUAGCCGAAGAACUCAAGAGGUUGACGGGAGGCACGCUUCUUUCAAGAAACAAAGAAUUUAUCGUCAUCCACAGGGGUAAUGACUUCUUGCCUCCCGGCGUUUCAAGUGCAUUAACAGAAGCUGAGAAGCGCGCCGCAGUCCAACAGGACGAGGAGGAUCAAGCUCGGGAUAGAGCUGCCAUGCUGAUGAUUAAUUUGAAAACCAAAACAUCCGCACAGCCUUUGGUUGCAGGAACCCUUACCGAGACUGUAGCCGCGACCUCGCGAUGGGGAAGCCAACCGGACAGCGCAGAAAUUGAGAAGAUGAUGAGAGAUGCCGCCAUAGCUAGGCAUGUUUCUAUGAUCGAUUCUCUUCACAGCAAACUAGCAGUUGCGAACGGGAAGAUCGGAAGGGCUGAAAAGGCCUUGCGCAAGGUGCUGGAGAAUCACGAACCGGAGGCGCUGCCAACGGAUCUAGAAACCCUAACUGAUGAAGAAAGGUUUCUUCUUCGUAGGAUCGGUUUGAGCAUGAAACCGUAUCUACUUCUAGGGAGGCGGGAGAUAUUUGACGGUACUAUUGAAAAUAUGCACCUACACUGGAAGUACCGAGAGGUGGUGAAGAUUAUUGUAAAACGGAAGUCGCUUGCACAAGUCAAGCAUAUCGCAGUUUCUCUGGAGGCUGAGAGCGGUGGCGUGUUGGUAUCUGUAGAAAAAACUACCAAAGGCUAUGUCAUCAUAGUUUAUCGGGGAAAGAAUUACCAGCGACCUCUUGCAUUCAGGCCGAGAACUCUUCUCACAAAGCGACAGGCGCUUGCUCGGUCUAUUGAACUCCAGCGACGCGAGGCACUAAAGCAUCAUGCUAUGGAGCUAGUGCAAAGAAUGGAGAAGCUGAAGGAGGAGCUGGAAGAAAUGAGAUCUACAAGCAAUAAGAGUCAAGAGAGUUCGGCAUCGAAUACCAGUGUUGCUGCUGAUGAUAGCAGCCAUGGCAAUCAAGAUGUAUAGACAAUGAGAUGACGUUGGCAUGGCUAAGGCUGAGGGAAAUCUGCAGCAUAUGUCGAGAUGGAUGCAGUUCGCGUUCCCCUGUUACCAUUCUUCUUCUCAUAGAUAUUCGACAUUUCUAUGACUUAACAAAAGUAGAGAGAUCAAUAGUGUUAAAGUUGUAUCUAUUUAAUUCCAACACAAAGGAACAUGCUCUGUUACAAACGGCUGGGGGUAAGUCGAAUCCAAUCACCUUCUAGGAUCUAUAA